AUGGCAUCAGCAGGACGCACGUACCUGGCCUUUCAGCACGACGCCAAGCUGCACAAGCUCCCGACCAAGGUCAUCGCCAUCCACGCAUUCUCGUCCCUCGAGGAGGCCAACCGUGGCCUCUUCAAGCAAGGAACCGACCAGGAUCAUGUGGUCGUCACGGAAAAGACAAUAUUCCAUCCCCAGGGGGGCGGUCAGCCGUCCGACGUCGGCACAAUGACAGGCCCGUCCGGCGAGGCGUUUGACGUCCAGGCGGUGCGCAUGGACGCCGUCCGGGACGGGCAGGUCCUCCACUUCGGCCGCUUCGCCACCACCGCCAAUCCACAACCGGCCUUCAACCCGGGCGACACGGUCGAGCAGGCCAUCGACGCCGACAAGCGCCUGCUGUACUCGCGGCUGCACACGGCGGGCCACGUGCUGGGCGCCGCGGUGCGCCACCUGCUCGAGAAGGAGGUCGAGGGCUUCGACGAGCUGAAAGCGUCGCACUUUCCCGACUCUGCGGCGUGCGAGUUUGCCGGUCUGAUCGAGGCGAGGUGGAAGGACCCCGUGCAGAAGAAGGUGGAUGAGUACGUCGCUGCUGCGAUGCCGGUUGAGAUCGACUGGUGGGACGAGGAGGAUUUCCGGAAGCAUGGGCUUGAGAGGCUUAUCCCUGAUAGGAGCCUUGCGCCGCCGGGGGAGAAGUUCCGGGUUGUGAAUAUUGUGGGCGCGGAGGUGUAUCCUUGUGGGGGUACGCAUGUUGAUACGACGGAUUUGUGUGGUGUUACGAAGGUCAAGAAGAUCUCGAGGAGUAAGGGCACGUCGCGGGUUAGUUACACGGUGACCUGA
Molecule: messenger RNA, 822 nt
Organism: Diaporthe citri
Lineage: Eukaryota; Fungi; Ascomycota; Sordariomycetes; Diaporthales; Diaporthaceae
Exons: 1
Coding region: 1-822 (273 amino acids)
Biological process (GO): alanyl-tRNA aminoacylation; regulation of translational fidelity
Molecular function (GO): ATP binding; Ser-tRNA(Ala) deacylase activity; nucleic acid binding
Source: RefSeq, a predicted model, not a curated record